Messenger RNA from Delphinapterus leucas (beluga whale), 1830 nucleotides. NCBI's taxonomy places the organism in Eukaryota, Metazoa, Chordata, Mammalia, Artiodactyla, Monodontidae. The record is from RefSeq and is a predicted model, not a curated record.
CGAGAGACCUAGGGCGGAGGGCCUGAGGCGGCAGAUCUGAACUUGAGGAGGAUAUAACCCAAACUUUAACUACAUCAGUCCGCACCUCACGCGUGGAAGCAAAGGACGGGUUAUCUUUUUAAAUUUUUUUUUCACCAGAGAGACUCAAACUUCGGCACUUGAUCCCUCUUCCUGGAUUGCUUUGGAGGAGACGGUUUGGUGACAACGUUGGGAACAGUGAGGACAGCGUUGUAACUCAUUUUUAAAGCGACAGUAGAUCAGACUUUUUAAAUGUUUGGGAUCCAAGAUACUUUAGGAAGAGGACCAGCUCUGAAAGAGAAAUCGCUGGGCGCCGAGAUGGAUUCGGUCAGGUCCUGGGUCCGGAAUGUCGGCGUGGUGGACGCCAAUGUCGCUGCGCAGAGCGGAGUAGCCCUGUCCCGGGCCCACUUUGAGAAGCAGCCUCCUUCCAACUUGAGGAAAUCCAACUUCUUUCACUUCGUCCUGGCGCUCUACGACAGGCAGGGGCAGCCAGUGGAGAUAGAGCGCACCGCCUUCGUAGACUUUGUGGAGAACGACAAAGAACAAGGCAACGAGAAGACCAACAAUGGCACCCACUACAAGUUACAGCUCCUCUACAGCAACGGUGUCCGCACGGAGCAGGACCUGUACGUAAGGCUCAUCGACUCGGUCACCAAGCAGCCCAUAGCUUACGAGGGACAAAAUAAGAAUCCGGAAAUGUGCCGAGUUCUCCUGACACACGAAGUGAUGUGCAGUCGAUGUUGCGAAAAGAAAAGUUGUGGCAACCGAAAUGAGACUCCUUCAGACCCUGUCAUCAUCGACAGAUUCUUUUUAAAAUUUUUCCUCAAGUGCAAUCAGAAUUGUUUGAAAACAGCAGGAAACCCAAGGGACAUGAGAAGGUUUCAGGUCGUGUUGUCAACAACGGUGAACGUGGAUGGACACGUGCUGGCUGUUUCCGACAACAUGUUUGUUCAUAACAACUCAAAGCACGGGCGGAGAGCGAGAAGGCUGGACCCAUCGGAAGGUAGUCCUAUCUUCUUAGCUACUCCAUGCAUCAAAGCCAUUAGCCCGAGUGAAGGCUGGACCACCGGAGGAGCCAUGGUCAUCAUCAUUGGGGACAACUUCUUUGAUGGCCUCCAAGUGGUGUUUGGGACUAUGCUUGUAUGGAGUGAGCUAAUAACUCCUCAUGCCAUCAGAGUGCAGACUCCUCCUCGGCACAUUCCUGGAGUAGUAGAAGUGACAUUAUCUUAUAAAUCCAAACAGUUCUGCAAAGGAGCUCCAGGGAGGUUCAUUUACACAGCAUUAAAUGAACCCACCAUAGACUAUGGCUUUCAGAGACUGCAGAAAGUCAUCCCAAGGCAUCCUGGAGAUCCUGAGAGAUUAGCUAAGGAAAUGCUGUUGAAAAGAGCUGCAGAUCUGGUGGAGGCGCUCUAUGGGACACCACACAAUAACCAGGACAUCAUUUUGAAGCGUGCCGCAGACAUUGCUGAAGCCCUGUACAGUGUCCCCAGGAAUCCCAGCCAGAUCCCAGCUCUCUCCAGCUCUCCAGCUCACAGUGGCAUGAUGGGCAUCAAUUCUUAUGGCAGCCAGCUUGGGGUCAGCAUCUCAGAGUCAACACAGGGAAAUAAUCAAGUCAUGUCAUCAAGUCCCACUGUUGGAUCUUCCAGCACGUCCUCCAUCCUCCCAUUUUCCUCUUCAGUUUUUCCUGCUGUCAAACAGAAGAGUGCCUUCGCCCCCGUCAUCAGGCCCCAAGGUUCCCCUUCACCUGCUUGCUCCAGUGGCAAUGGAAAUGGAUUCAGAGCCAUGACCGGACUUGUCGUGCCCCCAAUGUAA